Messenger RNA from Dissoconium aciculare CBS 342.82, 2648 nucleotides. RefSeq names its product putative translation initiation regulator. The transcript has a single exon. Lineage: Eukaryota; Fungi; Ascomycota; Dothideomycetes; Mycosphaerellales; Dissoconiaceae. The record is from RefSeq and is a predicted model, not a curated record. Bases 260 to 2512 code for a protein of 750 amino acids. Gene Ontology annotation, molecular function: ATP binding; ATP hydrolysis activity.
GGGCUUUGAGAAUUUCUGGACGUCACCCCACUACUGCGUGUGGAUUACUAGAAUUGCAUGCGGACUCGCCGAGUUGUGGAGACUAUCAGCGAAGAGAGGCGUAAUCACGAAGUCACAGCAAUCUCAAAGAAACCUGGGAAGAGACACGGGAAGAUAACUCGUCGCUUCCGCGUCCCGAUACGCGACUGCUUAGGUAUUUACCAAAACGCCAGGCAUCGAGGACUGACGCAGCGCAGCUGUCACACAUAAUAUUGGCGAAAUGGAAUCGGAACUCCAAGCCCGGUUUCCUCAAGUUGACUCGGUGAUCACUAGCUACAGCAUUGGUUACCUUCAGCAUUCUGCGCGGCAAUUCAGCAGCGAAGAUGAUUUUGACCCGCUUACUGAUGCCGCUGCGGCAGUUACUCAACUUCUGAUCUCUGCCUCGGGAGAACCGUCAAAUGAAAAUGAGGCCGCUAUUAAGAAGCUCGUUGACGAGCUUGUCACAAGGCUGGCGAAACAAAACGGCUUGCAAGGCGAACGACGGCAGCAGGCACCGUCGGCACGAAAGCUUGACCAGACCAUCCAGGUUGGUGCUCAACGAAACAUGUCAUCAACUUUGGCGCUCGCGGGCGGUGCUGUCGAUCUCGAAUCUGCCAAUACUCGUAAAGUCGAAUCUCGGGUAGACAAGAAGAAACUCGAAAAGGCAGAGAGAAAACUACGUGCCAAGCAGGACAAAAAAGUGUACAAGACAGUCGAAUAUGAAGCUUCACGUCUACUCGACCAGCCGGAUGAGCAAAAGUCGUACGAAGAAUUCUUCAUGGAAGUCAAUCCUCUGCAAUUGGGAUCUGACAGUCAAUCCAAGAGUAAAGAUAUCAAAGUCGAUGGAUUUGACAUCUCCAUCGGUGGCAAACGUAUCCUGUCCGACACUAGCCUUACAUUGGCGUAUGGCCGCCGAUAUGGUCUGGUGGGUCAGAACGGUAUUGGUAAAUCAACCUUACUCAGAGCUUUGGCCAAGCGUGAGGUCGCGAUUCCCACGCAUAUUUCAAUCUUGCACGUCGAGCAGGAGAUCACUGGUGACGAUACUCCCGCGCUGCAAGCUGUGUUAGAUGCCGAUGUAUGGAGAAAGCAUCUAUUGAAGGAGCAAGCCAAGAUCAGCGAAGAACUUCUUCAGCUUGAGGCUGAACGCUCAUCCAUGGCCGACACAUCUGCAGAUGCUGCGAAACUUGAUAAGCAACGUGAGGGUCUCGACAUCACGCUGAGUGAUGUUCAAGGUAAACUCGCGGAGAUGGAGUCAGAUAAAGCAGAAUCGCGAGCUGCUAGUAUUUUGGCAGGUCUCGGAUUUUCGCAUGAGCGUCAACAAUUUGCCACAAAGACCUUUUCUGGUGGUUGGCGUAUGCGACUUGCACUGGCACGAGCAUUGUUCUGUGAACCUGACUUGCUGUUGCUGGACGAACCGUCUAACAUGUUGGACGUGCCUUCCAUUACUUUCCUUUCUGAUUACCUUCAAGGUUACCCUAGCACUUUGUUGGUGGUAUCCCACGACCGAGCAUUCUUGAACGAGGUGGCUACAGAUAUUAUCCAUCAACACUCCGAGCGUCUGGACUACUACAAGGGAGCUAAUUUCGAGUCCUUUUACGCAACAAAAGAAGAGAGACGAAAGACGGCCAAACGCGAAUACGAAACACAGAUGGCGCAACGUGCUCAUCUGCAGGCCUUCAUCGACAAAUUCCGAUAUAACGCGGCAAAGUCGUCAGAAGCGCAAUCUCGAAUCAAGAAAUUGGAGAAGAUGCCUAUCCUGGAAGCCCCUGAGAGUGAAUACACGGUGCACUUCAAGUUCCCUGAUGUUGAGAAACUGUCGCCUCCUAUCAUUCAAAUGACAAAUGUCUCGUUCGGAUAUCACAAGGACAACAUCCUCCUCCGUAAUGUUGAUCUCGAUGUCCAGCUUGACUCUCGAAUCGGCAUUGUCGGUCCCAACGGUGCGGGUAAAACAACAGCUUUGAAGUUGCUCAUCAGUGCCCUCGAUCCCACCUCAGGAGUCAUCUCGCAGAACCCAAGGCUCCGAAUCGGUUUCUUCGCCCAGCAUCACGUGGACGCGCUUGACAUGAAUAUGAGCGCAGUCGGUUUUAUGGCAGUCAAGUAUCCCGGCCGCUCUGACGAAGAGUACCGUCGCCACCUUGGUGCCUUUGGUAUCACGGGAAUGACAGGUCUCCAAAAGAUGGCUCUGCUUUCGGGAGGACAGAAAUCACGUGUGGCAUUCGCAUGCAUCAGUUUGACCAACCCUCACAUCUUGGUGCUCGACGAACCGUCCAAUCACUUGGAUAUCGAAGCCAUGGAUGCCCUGAGUGUCGCGCUGCAGCAAUUCCAGGGGGGUGUACUGAUGGUCAGUCACGAUGUCACGAUGUUGCAGAAUGUGUGCACCAGCUUGUGGGUGUGCGAUCAGGGAACCGUGGAGCAUUUUGAUGGUACGGUCAAGGAUUACAAGAAGCGCAUCUCUGCGCAGGCCGGUACAGAUGGUGUCGUCAAGCAGAAGUAGUAGGCCAGGAGGACAUAUAUAGCGGUCAAAAACAAUGCUUGGGAUCAGAGUGCAGCUCAUGCUGUAUAGUUCUCAUCAUGUCGAUUUUACGAACGCAAAGAGUGUCACGCAAUGAAAACCUUCCUAGGUAAUUCUG